ACGGUCCGUGUACUUUCCGGUCCUUGUGCGUCGCCCUUUCCGCUCCGACUCUCUUCUCCCUCCGCCCAAUAUCUUUUUUCCUCUGCGGCCCACGUGCGGAUUUAAUUCAGUUUUCACCUUAACAUUUUGCCGUAAAAGUUUGGACCAAAUGUCGUCGCCUUUCGAGCAGGUGCGGGCGAGCGUGGUGCAGCUCCUGCGGGGAAUCGACAGGUACAACCCAGAAAACCUUCCAACGUUGGAGCGCUACGUGGAGACGCAAGCCAAAGAGAACGCCUACGACCUGGAGGCCAACCUGGCUGUCCUGAAGCUGUACCAGUUCAACCCGGUUUACUUCCAGGUUCCGGUGACCUCACAGAUCCUGCUGAAGGCUCUGACCAACCUGCCACACACCGACUUCACUCUGUGCAAGUGCAUGAUCGAACAAACACACCAGCAAGAGGAGCGUCCCAUCAGACAGAUCCUCUACCUCGGGAACCUGCUGGAGACGUGUCACUUCCAGAGCUUCUGGACGAGUCUGGAGGAGAACAGAGAGCUCAUCGACGGCAUUACCGGUUUCGAGGACUCUGUUCGCAAGUUCAUCUGUCACGUAGUGGGCAUCACCUACCAGACCAUCGAGCACCGGUUACUGGCCGAGAUGCUGGGAGACCCGCUGGACACGCAGGUGAAGGUGUGGAUGAACAAGUACGGCUGGACGGAGAACGAGGAAGGACAAAUCUUCGUCUUCAACCAGGAGGAGAGCGUCAAGCCCAAGAACAUCGUGGAGAAGAUCGACUUUGAGAGUGUAUCCAGCAUCAUGGCUACGUCUCAGUGAUGCAAACACACACGCAUAUAUAUACACACACACACACACAUUUGGUAAGACAGAUUCAACCAGCUCAUUAUUUUUCAUAAUCACUUUUCUUUUUCCUCAAUAAAAGUAAUUUAUCCCGCACA
Molecule: messenger RNA, 933 nt
Organism: Cyclopterus lumpus (lumpfish)
Lineage: Eukaryota; Metazoa; Chordata; Actinopteri; Perciformes; Cyclopteridae
Gene: eif3k
Product: eukaryotic translation initiation factor 3, subunit K
Exons: 8
Coding region: 149-811 (220 amino acids)
Biological process (GO): regulation of translational initiation
Cellular component (GO): cytoplasm; eukaryotic translation initiation factor 3 complex
Molecular function (GO): ribosome binding; translation initiation factor activity
Source: RefSeq, a predicted model, not a curated record